CACACACGCAUAGUCUAAUGUGUGUGUAUAAUAUAUUCAUAACAUAGAUGCUUGGCUUUUGGGGAAUAAUUAAAUAAUCUAACAUCACCAAUUCCAUACAUUAAAAACCUCCAAGCCUCCAUCUCCAGGGCAGAAACAAAACCAUCAACACAGCUAAUUAAGAGAAGAACAUGGAGAAAGUGUGCUGCAUGUGCGGCGACGUCGGCUUUUCCGACAAGCUAUUCCGCUGCGGGCACUGCCGCAACCGCUUUCAACACUCUUAUUGUAGUAAUUACUACAGUGAGUUUGCGGAGCCGACCGAGAUUUGCGACUGGUGCCAGAGCGACGACAAAAAGCUGAGCAGCGUUGCUAAAAAAGGCGGAUCUUCUGUUUCUUCUUCAAAGAAGAAGAAGGCUUCUUCCUCCGUAAAUUACGAGAGCGGGGUCACAAACCAAUCGGAGUAUCCUUCCGGUGGCGGGAUCAAGCAUGACAAUAACCAUCGUGAUCAAGUGGCCAAGAGCGUUGUUGCCGGACCUGCAGGAGGCGGAAUGCCGUCGCCGAGGACGGCCACGCGAAGGUACAAGCUUCUCAAGGAUGUCAGGUGUUAGAUCAAUUUCUGAAAGAGAGCUUAUAAUAUAAUAUGCUAAAAUAAUAAUAAAAAUGCGCCUUUGAGAUAUGAUUGAGUGGUUUAUAUAAUAUUAGGAUUAUCUAUGUAUAUAUAUGUAUAAUUAAUUAGCCCCCACCCGAGACAGCAACAUCAACAUGUCAACGAUAGAAGUCGUUUUUUAUUAUUCUUUUUUUUUUCAUAUGGGUAUAGUGAAUGUAUAUCUCGUUGAGAAGCUUUUCGUACUAAUGUUGAAAAAAUAAUGAAUGUAUGUUUGUCGUGAGCUUCCA
Brassica napus (rape) is the source of this 873-nucleotide messenger RNA. RefSeq lists its product as uncharacterized. Lineage: Eukaryota; Viridiplantae; Streptophyta; Magnoliopsida; Brassicales; Brassicaceae. The coding region runs from base 171 to 587 and encodes 138 amino acids. The transcript is spliced from 2 exons. The record is from RefSeq and is a predicted model, not a curated record.